This is a messenger RNA of Suillus subalutaceus, 3203 nucleotides long. RefSeq lists its product as uncharacterized. The record is from RefSeq and is a predicted model, not a curated record. The transcript is spliced from 3 exons. Lineage: Eukaryota; Fungi; Basidiomycota; Agaricomycetes; Boletales; Suillaceae. Bases 107 to 2878 code for a protein of 923 amino acids.
GUUCGUUCGUUCUUGUUCUGCGACCGCCACCACCACUGUCACCAGCACCACUACCACUUUCUUUUCUGCGACUGCAUACAUUGUAAAGCACAGUUUCAGAUUUGCCAUGGACAACAACAACGGCGGUAAUGACGACGGUCGUGGUCAUCGUUUUGGUCACAACUUCCAUCUACCAACGUCAAUUCAGAACGUAUUUCGAAAUAUAAAUCAAGCUUUUUCCCAUAAUCAUGGUCAUCCUGCACAGCCGGACUCUGCACAGGAAGUCGUCAUGUCUGACGCGCCCCCGCUCGAGCCUGUAGACGCUCACGCGCCCGCUGUAGAUCGCGACAGGACUCCAGUUCCAGAAACUUCUGCCCUGCCGCUCCAGACUUCCCAGUCUGUACCAUUCGCUGAAGAUGUAGAUAUGCUACCUGCUUCCAGCAUCCCAUCCUUACAAGCUCAGCCCACCCGCGAUGACGAUGAGGACUCCAUGCCAGAGCUGCGCUCCGUGUCAGAUUCUGAUGAGUCUGACGACAGCCAAUCCUCUCGUGCAGAGACACUACCCAAUCUCCUGACAGUCGACGAUGACCAUGACAGUGACUGGACGGAUGAUGAAGACGAUCUACCACCACUCGAGCCUAUCGCCGGGAGUAGACGCGCUCGGGUGGAGGAUGAUGUAGACGAAGCGCGGGAUCGUAGGCAUCCUUCAGAGCGUGUAGGUCGUCCUGCCUCACCUCCUAUCCCUCCUCCACAACCGUCUAAUCCCGAGCAGCGUCCACCUACCGGUAACCAGGCAUUCCUAGACGGCUUCAUGGCUCCCUUAUUUGGGAUGAAUACAAUGCCUGGUGGUAAUACAUUUCCAGGACCUGGUCCUGGCGCUGAGAAUAUCGCGGUAGAACAUACUGGUUUUACUUUCACAAUACCUCUUGGAGGUCCUCCGAAUCAGAAUGGAGGUGGCCCUGCCCCACCCCCAUUUGGUGCAGCAAACGUGCAACCCGAUGCUGCCGGAGGUCGGGAUGGUUUUCUCCAAGCAUUCGCAGAUUUCUUGCAGCAAAUGCAGCAAUUUGGGGGGCUUGAUGACAAUCGAGAAGAUCCUGAACGAGCGAAGAAACUCAUUGCGGGUCUGGAGGCCGUACCCAUAGGGCUCGUAAAGCGCUUGGAAAGAGUUGGUGGUGCGCCUGGUGGACACGUAGAUGGUGCAGAGGCUACCGAAUCUUCCUCUCCGGGAUGUGCAAUCUGCUGGGAUACUUUAUUGGAUGCCGAGAGUGAUAGCUUCAAAGCAAAAGCUCCAGAGGAACCACCCGCUGGAGCCAGCACCGAAACUUUGGAAGCUGAAUCAAAUGCGCCGAUGAGCACCGAUUCUGCGUCUGCUCCAUCGAUGCCCACCUCGACAGAUUCAGACCUGCUGUCUAGCUCCCAAAGCUCCAACUUUCCGUUAGAAACAUCCGUCCCUGAGGAACCCAAAAUCAUCUCCCUCCCUUGUGCUCAUGUCUUCCACGAAUCAUGUUUGCUCCCCUGGUUUACAAGGGCGAAGCAAGCGACGUGUCCAACAUGUCGGUUCAACAUCGAUCCCGAGAACCUUACCAGUUCGCCGCUUCCUUAUAACCCUUUCAACUUUGGAGCGCCCCGUCCAGCUCCACAAGCAAACGGUGCUGCUCCUGCGACCCAAGCAGUUCCCGGGCCUGCACCUGAUGCAACACAACCCAUACCAGCUUCUACUGCCGAACAAGCUGCAGCAGCUCCUCCGCCUGCAGGACCCGCCGUCCCUGAAGCUGCAGCUGCUGGGCCAGCGCCUCAGCCUGCAGGUAACCAACGCUUCACCCUAUCGAACGGCGUGCCUGUAGGCCCCGGAGCCACUGUACAUAUCCUGCAGUUUCCCGGAGGGAACGGAUUCCAGGACUUCUUUCGUCGUGAAGCAGGAGCUGUUCCCACUGGUGCAGGUCCCAUGCCACCGCCACCACUUCCUCGCUCCCGUACGCAGUCCCUUCCUAACAUUGCAGAUAACCGUCCUUUCGGCGGGCCACAAGCAGGCGACUUCUUAACCAUCGGCCUCGAUCUGAUCUUCGACGAAUCGUUGCCCGCAGAUGCGCCACUGCCGCAGCAGCAGCCUCAGACACAGGGGCAGUCCCAGCCACAAGGGGAGCCGCAACCACAGCAGCAGCCUCAGCCUCAAGAUGGGACCCAGGAGCAGCCACAGAACCAACCUCCAGGGCCAGCUCCAGAGCAAAGGCAAGGCCAAGCACCGCCUGUCGGCGAGGUGCCCCAGGAGUUCCAAAACUUUAUCAACAAUCUCAUUCAAAGUGCUACGCGUACCUUCAUCCCCGUCCCAAUCUUCAACAACGGACCUGCUGCACCACAGGGGCAGCCUCAGCCUGCACAAGGGCAGGAGCCACCUGCCGACGGAGCACAGGUUCCUCCUGCUAAUGCGCCUCCGCCCCCUCCAGGUGGUGCAUCCCUGCCGAUACCGCCAUUCAACUUCCCACAUGCGCACCCCAUCCGCCCGACGCGGCCAAUGCCUCCACGCCGCGAGAGGAAGACAUGGAUGCUGCCUGCCGCACCCGGUCCCUCGCUGCGGCAACGCGUGGAACAGAAGGAGCGCGAGGCGGGCCUGCGGUGCUACGAUCCCUCGUGUGGCAUUGGCCCGUCUGACGAAGACCCUGUCCCUGAAAUACUGGCUGAAUCAAUGAACCAGCUCUCAAUACAUCCAUUAUCACAUCCUGGAGAAGGAUCUUUGUGUUCGCACACAUUCCACCCUGCGUGCUUAGUUAGUGCGGAGCGCGUUGCCGGAUGGGGCGCGGAAGAUAAAACGGAGCUGCACGUGGAGGUGUCGUGCCCAGUGUGCCGUGAUUUGGGGUCCGUCACGAGGGAGGAGUGGGAGGAGGGCGUAUUGGCUCUCUGAAUGAUCGAUCGAUAUUGUGAUCGUCCGUUCAUUUUACAUGCUUCUUGGAAGUGUACCUGUAUGGUGAGUGACGAUGUGUAAUGUUAGGGAAGCUGAGUGUUCUGAUCGUGUACAGUCUUGUCUCUAGUAAUGAUGUUUCAUAACCCCACAAAAUAUGUGACUUCUCAGAUUAUUUUACGUCUCUAGAUUGUUACUUCCAUCGCCCGUCAUCGCAACAUAGUCACGUGUAUGUAUGCCUCAUUCUAAUUGCACACGCGCAACAUAUGCAUUCAUGAACAUUUGAAAAUUCAUCGAACCUUAUCGCCGCAGCCAGAUAUAUAUGCUA